Messenger RNA from Meleagris gallopavo (turkey), 1010 nucleotides. The record is from RefSeq and is a predicted model, not a curated record. Lineage: Eukaryota; Metazoa; Chordata; Aves; Galliformes; Phasianidae.
CACGGCUUCCGUGUCCCCCCGCUGCAGGAUGGCGACGUGCAGAGACACCUGUACCUGCGGGAGGUCCUCACGGGCCGCGCCGAGGAGGCGGAGAGGCCCAGGGUGUCUGAGUUUUGCUGUCACAUCUCCGGCUGCUCUCAGGUGUUCGACACGCUGGAGGGCUAUGAGCACCACUACAACACGCUGCACCGGAGCGUCUGCUCCUUCUGCAGGCGGUCCUUCCCCUCGGGGCACCUUCUGGACAUCCACAUCUCCGAGUGGCACGACUCACUCUUCCAGAUCAUGGCUGAGAAGCAGAAUAUGUACAAGUGCUUGGUAGAAGGCUGUGCAGAGAAGUUCAAGAGCAGCAAAGACAGGAAGGACCACUUGGUCACUGUUCACUUGUACCCUGCUGACUUCCGAUUCGAUAGACCAAAGAAAGUGAAGAGUGAUGCCAAGCACGUGAGCUGUCCCACAGAACAUGAUGGGAGCAUGCUGAUGGAUGUCAGUGUGGAGACCUCAGAGCAGCUCCAGGCUGACCACAUGGAAGUAGUGCCCAGUGAGAGCAUGGAGGUCCCUCAGCCUGCAGCCAGCCCUUCAGUACCAGAGAAACGUCUCUAUAAAUCCAGGAUCCCAUCCACAAUCUGCUUUGGACAAGGUGCCACCCGAGGAUUUAAAGGCCCACGUAAAAAAGUCUGAAUGUCAGCACAGUAGAUUUGCGCAAGACAAAAAGACACCAGCAAUUGUGUCCAAGCAAGAAUGUUUGCCGUUGUGUGCAAGGAUCUGCUCCAUAGUGGGAAAAUGAAAAGGAGAAAAUGAAAAGGAGAAAAGAGGAGUGGUGCUGUUCAUAUCUAAAUAUCUAAAUGCCUCAGGAGGUGCUUUGCCACAGUCCCUUUGUGUCUAUGUACCACGUCUCUUUGGCAGGAAUUCAGAGAAGAGCCUUGCUUGUAUUUAUUCUCUGUUAGACUCAAAAGCUCUCCUCUCUGAUUUCCCCUGAAAUCAAACUGGAAAUAAAUUUUUCUGCCUCUCUG